Messenger RNA from Lycium barbarum (goji berry), 1352 nucleotides. Its product is annotated as probable ubiquitin-like-specific protease 2B. Lineage: Eukaryota; Viridiplantae; Streptophyta; Magnoliopsida; Solanales; Solanaceae. Gene Ontology annotation, biological process: proteolysis. The record is from RefSeq and is a predicted model, not a curated record. The transcript is spliced from 8 exons. The coding region runs from base 258 to 1253 and encodes 331 amino acids. Gene Ontology annotation, molecular function: cysteine-type peptidase activity.
GGUAAAUUUGUCCAUUUAUCCCAACAUUAUAUAACUUGUGGAGAAACCAAACACCACCUUUAUGAUAUAGCAAUACAAAAAUACAAAAAGAGAUUAUGACGAUCAUGCCGAUAAAACAGUGAAACAAAUAUGAAAAUUGCUUCUAACUUACAAAAAGACAAUUUUUUUUGUGGAUUUUCGCAAUCUUUGGUUUAUACAAAUUAGAAUCUUUGGGUUAUAAAUGGAGGGUCAAAACUUAUAGGCGCACAAAAAUAGUGAUGGAGAAGGAACUAUGUGUCAUUUCCCCUAUAUCAGGUGGCUUUCAGCAUGCACAUGCUUACCAGACUGUCCUUGCUCCCAGAGGCGGAGUUACAAUAUUAGAAUUUGGUCGAAAAGGAACUGAUGAGGAACUCCCACAUGUACGUCAAAAAAGAAAAAGUAAACGAGUAGCUGCGACAAUUGAUUCAGCUGUUGAGCCACGGCGUUCUUCCCGCUUCCGUGGACUGUCAAAUAGAAGGAACGGCAUAUCAGGGGAAAAGUUAAACUCAGGCGAGUUUGACUGCUACGUGAAGAAUAUAUGGAAGGAACUACCAGACGAUAAGAAAAGUUCAUUUUUAUGCCUUGACUCCGUGUGGUUUUCCUCAUACACAAUCAAAACAUUCAAGCCUACAGUGUUGAGGUGGAUUAAGAACAAAGACAUAUUCUCGAAGAAAUAUGUUUUUGUUCCCAUCGUUCUCUGGGGUCAUUGGUGUCUUUUGAUCUUUUGCCAUCUCGGCGGAAGUUUAGAGUCAGAAUCCACAACUCCCUGUAUGUUGUUGCUGGAUUCGUUGCAGAUGGCGAACCCCUGGCGAUUUGAACCCGAGAUAAGAAAAUUUGUUUCAGACAUAUUCGAGAUUGAAGAGAGACCAGAGAGCCGGCAACUGAUUAAAAAAAUCAAGUUAUUGGUUCCUAAGGUACCACAGCAGAGAAAUGCUACCGACUGCGGUAGAUUUGUUUUGUGCUACAUUAGCCUUUUCCUAGAGAGUGCUCCGGAAAAUUUUAGCAUUUCAGAAGGCUACCCUUACUUUAUGAAGGAAGACUGGUUUACUCCUGAGCAGUUAGAGAGCUUUUGGCAAAAACUGCAGACUCAGAUCAAGGAUUCUUCUGAAGGCAUCUUCCCAGGUUCUGCGGACACGAAGGACUCAGCAUUUUCUGAUGGAAGCCUCUCAGGUUCUGAGGAUGUUAUAGUUUUAGGUAUAGAGAAGGAAAGCAAGAGGGGCAAUAUAGCCAUAUAGGUUGUUUUUGUUAUAACAAUAGGAUACUAUUGCUAUGGCUCAUUGGGAUAUUUAAGAUUGUCUUAUUCGUUCUAUAUACAUUCUCUUCAUUUUUUUUUU